AGUCGCAGUGACUCAAAAUAGGAUACUAUACUCAUAACUGCCAUUACUAAAUGGAAAAGCAAAGCACACCGUGGUCAACAUGAUUUGAGCGUCUUGGAUUCCUCGUCGCCCACCCCGACCAUCUUGUCAUGGCUCAGAUACAACCUUCACUGGAGGAGGUUACCUCCAUCCUAGCAAAAGCAAACUCCUCGUCCUCGAACUUCCCUCCAAACCUGGUGCCUCUGUGCGCCCAGAUUCCCGCCGAUCUUUUCACACCCACACAAGCAUACCUAAAAGUGUCCGAUGGUUCAAAACUAUCCUUCCUGUACGAGAGUGCCGCGACGACUGGGACCAUAGGAAGGUACAGUUUCGUUGGCGCAAAUCCACUAAAAGUUCUCAAGACCGGACCUGGCCAUGGACCGGAAGAAGACCCUCUGCCACGGCUUGAAAAAGAAUUGUCACAAUAUCGAGUAGCGAACGUGCCCUCUCUCAGACUACCACCUUUGACAGGGGGAGUCAUAGGAUAUAUCGGCUACGAUUGCGUACGAUAUUUCGAGCCCAAGACGGCUCGACCUAUGAAGGACGUGCUGAAGGUGCCGGAGAGCUUUUUCAUGCUGUAUGACACGAUCGUGGCGUUCGACCAUUUCUUCAACGUCUGCAAAGUCAUUACGUACCUACGAGUACCACCCUCGGGGUCAGAAUCUGACCUAUCGGCUGCAUACGAGAAAGCGCGCAACAUCCUACAGAACACUGUCUCGACAUUACAAGCAGAACACAUUCCGUUGCCACAUCAGCCUCCGAUAACCCAGAACCAGCCGUCAAAGUCAAAUGCUGGGAAGGAAGGCUACGAAGCCUUUGUUAUCCGGCUGAAGAAGCAUAUCAACCGAGGAGACAUCAUACAAACGGUCCCUAGCCAUCGUAUAGCUCGACCAACGACACUACAUCCAUUCAACAUCUACCGCCAUCUGCGGACAGUGAAUCCAUCUCCAUACCUUUUCUAUAUUGACUGUGCGGAUUUCAGUAUCGUGGGCGCAUCACCGGAACUAUUGGUCAAAGAGGAGGCAGGUCGCAUCAUUACUCACCCUAUUGCGGGCACAAUCAAGAGGGGCCAGGAUCCAGAGGAGGACGAAAAGCUGGCCGAUGAGCUACGCAACAGCCUCAAGGACAGAGCGGAGCAUGUUAUGCUUGUGGACUUGGCAAGGAAUGAUGUCAACCGUGUCUGUGAUCCAUCGUCGACACGAGUAGAUAGGUUGAUGACCGUGGAAAGAUUUAGUCAUGUCCAGCACCUCGUCAGUCAGGUAUCGGGUGUUCUAAGGCCGGGCGAAAACAGGUUUACAGCAUUCAGAAGCAUUUUUCCGGCGGGAACUGUUUCAGGCGCACCCAAAGUGAAAGCUAUGGAACUUAUUGCUGAACUGGAAGGUGAAAAGAGAGGCGUCUACGCUGGCGCUGUGGGGUACUUUGGUUUCUCAAGGGUGUCUACAGACGGAUCCAGGAUCGAGGACGAAGGCGCCAUGGACACAUGUAUUGCACUACGGACAAUGGUCGUCAAGGAUGGCAUCGCCUACCUGCAAUCGGGCGGCGGUAUUGUCUUUGACAGCGUGGAGGAGGAAGAGUGGAUUGAGACCAUGAACAAAUCCCGUGCGAAUAUCAGAACUAUCGAGGAAGCCGAGAAGAAGUAUUUCGCGCUAGAGAAGACUGGCAAUAACCACGUCAACGGGGUUAGAUAGUGUCCAAUAAUGCACGACAAGUCCAAUGUCCAGAGAAAGUGGCACUGUCUGACCGCUGCUGCUCCUCAGGAUCAACUAGAUAUUGUUCCUUAUUGUCGAUCCGAAGUCCUUCGCAAAUAACGAUGUUGGAUUAGCCUUUGACAAGGGUAAGGUCAUCGCGUCUACCGUGUACUCCUUCCUAGUGGGUUGCUUUCGAGGCACCUGCUGUCGCAAAUCUGCUGGAACUCGGACUUAUAUUGUCGACGUACUCCCUGUGACACGGUGCCAACUUGCUGGAAACACGGUCGAUGAUUACUGAAGGUGCGUGAAGUUCAAAAGACAGAAUUGAUUGUUCAUCGAGGGAGAAAACAGAGUCUUUUGAACAAGUCUUAAACUAGCCCCCAGUAUAGACUAGCCCUGAUGCACUCUUGGCAAGCACCCGCACUUUUAGAAAAUUGAUCCGCCUC
This is a messenger RNA of Exophiala viscosa, 2152 nucleotides long. Its product is annotated as anthranilate synthase component I. The transcript is spliced from 2 exons. Gene Ontology annotation, biological process: L-tryptophan biosynthetic process. NCBI's taxonomy places the organism in Eukaryota, Fungi, Ascomycota, Eurotiomycetes, Chaetothyriales, Herpotrichiellaceae. Gene Ontology annotation, molecular function: anthranilate synthase activity. The coding region runs from base 129 to 1706 and encodes 525 amino acids. The record is from RefSeq and is a predicted model, not a curated record.